CCCAGCCAUCGCACCUGCACCUGCACCGACCAACGCCGACUGAAUCCCACUGCAUCCUGCACUCCGCGUCCAGUGAUUACUACGACGCUUGCCUAUCGCUGAUUUCCAACCUCCCCCCACUGGUCGCAAAACCUCCCAGAUUCCCAUCACUGCAUACAUCCAGCACCGCCCCGUCCUUGUUUUUCAACGGCAGACGUCCUGUUCCAACCCCUUCGGUUCUGACUUAUACCCUAUCGUUUUGUUUCUUGGGCUCAAAUCUAAGAGCGUCGCAUUCUUCGGUUGUCGUUACUGCCCGACACUGCCAUAAAUACACUCGCUUGUUGGUGUUUUCCCUGUCCAGGCAACGCAGGCAGGCUUCAGUCUCUUUGCCACUCCACCAGGACUAUCUAUACACUGUCUCUCACCUUACCUAUACCACCACCGGCACCACAACAUCACUCAUAAUACCGAACGACUUGUUGGCAAGACAAUAGACCGAACCCGCAUCUCUUCGACCCAACAGUACCACUGUCUUGUUUGUUAUUUGUCUGCAUUCACGACCACGCAACAAACAUAACCACCCGUUCGAACACCCAAAACACCCACCCUAGCCGGGCACGCCGCCAAUAUGCGUCGCCCUUCGGCAGACCUCACCGACCCUUCGCGCAACCUGGAGGAGUCGGUCGGCUCGCCAUCAUCUACCUUGGAGCCGCCAGACGUCGACUUGUCCAUGCCUCCGACCUCUGAUGAGGAGAUGGACGACGCGAUAGACGACGCGGACGGUCGCAUCUUCACCCCGCCACCGCACAUCGCCGCCCGCUUUUACCGUCCGUCCCAGGCUCGUCGCAAGGACUCGGCCGCCUCGUCACGUCGCAAUUCCAUCUCCUCGGUCCAUUCCCGCUGCUCCUCUACCCAGACCUUCAACCGCCAUGGCGCCCCACAGAGCAAGCAGAUCGCACAGCAUCUCCGUCGCACGUCCUUUCUCGAAGACCGAAAAGCACGCCUCGCCGACCGUGCCGCCCAUGCCGAAAAGGUUCGUCUGAGAGCCGCCAUGGCCAAGGCCAACCACCGUGACACCUCUCUCUCCGAAGAGCGAGCCCUCGCUGCCCAGCAGGCCCGCGAGCGGAACCUGGCUGAGAUUGUCGCCUCGUGUGCCGAAGAGGUCAAGAGGGCCAAGGCCGUUGCCGAGACCAUGAAGGACAAGAGGGAGCGCGAGCUGGUCAAGCUUCGUAUCCAGAUGGAAGAGCGCCUGGCUGAGGCUGAGCGUCGGAGGGAGGAGCUCAAGAACCGACAUGCCACCAAGCGGGCCCGCGGCCAGAGCUUGGUCUUGCGCAAGACGACCGAGACGUCUUCCAACCCUGCCGACACUGAUGCCGACGUUGACGCCGACGCCGACGCCGAUGCAGACCCCUCGCCCCUGAGCGAGACCGACGCUGCCGCGAGACUGCAAUGGUGGUGGAAGAGCCAUAUGAGGAAGAAGGCAGUCGCCAACUUCUCGGAACUGGGACUCACCAUCGAGGGCGUGCGGGACACGUCUUUUGACGAAGUCCUCGAGUUACUGGGACAGGAAAAGGUGCUCGUAUGCACCGCCCGAAUACUGCGCAUCUGCGGCUUGCAGGAGGGCGACACAGGGUCUGUCGAUGAGAUGGCCGCCGUCCGUACCUUUCUCAGCGCCUUCCUCAUUCUGGGCCACCCUACACAGGUCCUGAGCAACAAGGACGGCACGGGGAACAGGGAACAGGUCGGAUUGUUACAGCCUCAACCGCUGCCCAGUAACGAUCUUGCUAAUCCCCAGCUGCAGGACCUCGUGACCAAGGCCCGGGAUCUCCUGAUUUCUUUCGAGAACAUCAUGUCGCGCUUGACUGCCGCUAACCACUACACCCCUCCACCGACCCUACGGAGUGCGCUGCCCGAGAUCUACGCCACCUUCUACAACGCAUUCCUCGCGUGGAAGUCUCGCGACUCGGAGUCGCUCGUGCAGCUGAUGCUCCUGCAGUUUGUCGAGCUCGAUAUGAUCCUGCAGACGGUCCAGGAAAGCACCGACGACGCCGCAGCAGAGCAGUAUCGCGAGAGCGUCAAGAGCAACCAAGUCCAGCUCAUUGUGCGGAUCAAGAAGCUCGCCGGCCAGGAGAGGGGCAAGAAAAUGAUUGCGGACGCCGUUCGGAAGGCACGCAAGGCGCGCGCCGCUAAGAAGCCCACGGGCGACAUGAAGCCCCGCGUCGCCGAGAACGCUCCCGGAGAGGCGUCUGCCACUGCCGAGAGCCUUGUGUCCCCGGAGUUGCAGACGCAGACGCUCACUCCGCCGCCGACGCCGGCCAAGGGGCACACGAAGCCGCAGCCCAUCGAGAUCAAGCCCGGAUUCAGCGGCCUGCUCCCCGACAACAGGAUUGUGGUGCACGAGCUCGCCAUCAACCGAGAGUAUCGCAUCCCUGCCAGCGAGUAUAGGGAGCAUCGCACUGCCCUUCAGAUACCCCUGUUUGCUGGUAUGCGGGCGAGCAUGGCAGAAGACAACCUGGACGCCAGCUUUGGCUACUUCAUCAUCAUGAUGCGUUACCUCAAGGACAACCUACAACGGCUGGUUAAGGCGGGCGCGUACAUGCACAAUACGAUAGGCGAGAUAUUGGACGUAGAGGUGGCUGAGCGCCAGUUCCAGAUGGGGAGCUUCUCGUACGAGAAGUUUUUUGUCUCGAUGGCGUCGCUCCUGCCCAAGCUGUGCGCGCCUUUCCGUGACGACGAGGUCAAGGACUUGGUGGACAACAAGCUCCAGAACGGAACCCUGGUGGACCGGGUCGAGGCGCUGACAGAGUUUGUGGACCUGAUGCUCUGCGAUUACGUCAAUUACAUGUUCUCAACGGCGGCGCCGCAGCUCAUCGAGUCUGCCCCCGAGUACGAGAAGAAGAGGUUUGCGACGGCGUUGGAGAGCGGCCAACACGGGCUCAACGCGGCUGAAGCGGCGUGGCGUGCGGCGCGCUCCAAGGUGCUGGCCGAAGCCCGCAAACGAGAUCCCGAAGGCAUCAACCACGCAAAGUCUCGGCCGACGGACGACAAAAUCUACGCACAACUGCUCGUCGAUUGCUUUACUCAGCCGGCACCCAUCGCCGCCGACACAGUACCGGAGAUGCUGGGCCUGGACUAUAAGCGCAUGACGCGCUUGUCUCUGACGUCUCAGCGCAUCGUCACAACGGGAGCGAUCCUACUACAAUGCAAGAACCUCCUCAAGCGGGACGUGCGCACGCCGUGGAAGACGGAGGCAACGCGCAUCACAGCUGUGCUCGAGGCGGAUCACGAGAACAUGGACUCGAUAGUACAAGGCGUCAUGGCGGCGCUCGAAGGUGGGCGGUCGAUGCCAGCGGCGACCAAGACGCACCUUAAGGCGCUGGUCACCAAGGUGCUCAAGGCCAGCCACGACUCGAUGAAGAAGGGCGUGGAGCCGACGGAGCCGGUUUUGCGACUCUUGUUGGCGCGACUCCGAGGUCAUAUGAACGCCAGGCUGACGGCAGGAUCGGCCAAAGAGAAGCUCAACGCUGCGACGACGGCGCACGAGAAGCUAGCCGGGCUGGGGUUGGCCGAGUUUGCGGUGCAGGCACGGGAGAUGCUGGACGAGAUCUCCAAGGUGGGCGCCGUGGACAGAGCGGCGCAUGGGCUGUGGUGGAACGAGGUGGCGGCCAAGGUGGCAGCAGAGGGUGAGGCAGGCAACGGAAGCCCGUGUUGAGAGGUCAUGACGAAGAAAACACGUGUGUGUAUGCAUGGAUGAGUACGAUAUACGAGUAGAGAGCGGGCGGGGAGCAUUUCCGGAGGACUUCCUUGACGACGUGAUGAUGUACUUGUUACUUUGUUCGGGCUCGAAUGGGACGGGAGUUGGCGGAGGUUUGUACUGGCUGCUUUCGAUAGAUUUCCACGGCAUGGUUUGACGCGUUGGACUCCUUUUUGUUUCUCACAGCGAACUCAUGGGGCGGCAUGGAAUUUGUCUAAUGGACGGGACGAGGGCACACGAUACACAACCACACGGGCUUGAGGAUGUGCCCGGGAAGCGAAUGGCGGGAUUUGGGUAAAGACCUCAUACAGGCACAAUGAGAGAGACUAAUGGAAGCAUGAAUUUUGUUGAUCCAGCCAGAAUGACAC
This is a messenger RNA of Colletotrichum destructivum, 4101 nucleotides long. Its product is annotated as Putative T-complex 11 protein. The record is from RefSeq and is a predicted model, not a curated record. The transcript has a single exon. Bases 608 to 3691 code for a protein of 1027 amino acids. NCBI's taxonomy places the organism in Eukaryota, Fungi, Ascomycota, Sordariomycetes, Glomerellales, Glomerellaceae.